AUGACUCAAUUACAUACACGUAUUCGACCGAUGAUGAGUAAUGAUAUUGUUAUUAUUCAUCGUCGAGAUCGGCAAUUAUUUCUUUUAGUUCUUGCUCAAGCAAUUGUUUAUGUAUUAACAAUUUUUCCUUAUCCAUUCAUUGUUUUAGAAGUUACAAUAACGAAUCAAAUGGGAAUACAGAAAAGUGUACAAUGGAUACAAAUUGAAAAUUUUUUAUCCAUUAUUGGAGUCGUACUUACUUAUAUAAGUUGUGCCACACCAUUCUACACAUAUUUUGUGGCUUCGAAAACAUUUCGGAAAGAUUUUCUUAACAGUUUUACUCAAUGUCAACAUCAAUAA
Messenger RNA from Adineta ricciae, 339 nucleotides. The record is from the annotation of a GenBank genome assembly. NCBI's taxonomy places the organism in Eukaryota, Metazoa, Rotifera, Eurotatoria, Adinetida, Adinetidae.